CAUUCUGGGUGUUUUUGUUGUCGAAGUCGGCGGCGAUAAUUCUGCUCUCACAAUAAACGCGGAUAAUUUCAACUGUAUUUCUGCAAGCAAAACGGAAUUUAAAAGCAUUACAAUACGGAGAAAGCUACAUUCGAUAUCCGAUUGUUCCGGAACGAAACCAAUUCCCUUUUUCCGGGAAAUACGCCACAGUAUCCCGCAUCGCGGUGUACGCAGGCAUCGAAUAGCGAAGGAAGAUCCCUGGGUACUUUGGGAAACAAGGCUGCAGGAAUUUGCGAAACACGUAGUUCCGGUUCCAGUAGCUGUUCAGCUACUGGGUGAGUACACAAAUAGUGUGUGUAAUAUGAUUGAAAGAAAAUUUUGGUUGAAAUUUUACAUGAAAGAAGUUCAACACAUCACGCAGUAUACCCAUUCCAAUUGAGCUCUGGAAAGGUAACACGCAAAAAGGCAUGUAAAAACUCUACACAAUUGUGUGAUUUUGCGCUGCACGUGUGGAACGGCUUGGCUGCAUUAUAUUUCGCGAGCUGUUUGAAACGAAGUACGGUGAAAAGUUGAUUUUGUUUGUUUAUUCGCAUAUCGACGUUAGUGAAGGUAGCGUACGCGUUGUUUCGUUGCUUUGAAACGGCAAAGUUAUCACGAACAACGGAACGAAAAAUACUGUAUAAACGCAAAGAAGCAGCGCAAAAAGUCUGUCAAAAGCAAACGAAGUGCAGCAGCAGCUCAGCAUGUGGUUCGACGAAAACGUAGGUUUUAACGCUGUAGUGGUGUAGUACUGAGUGAAGAGCAGAGGCAACAUCAGUGACUGUACUGGUGUGCGUGGUAGCGACGUGUGCAGCAGUCCAUCGGGGAGGUAGUGGUGGUGAAUGUGUUGUGUUUUUUCCUGUUGAAUUGCGUUGGUGUGUGUUUGUAACAGCGUGUGAAGUGAGCGCAUGAAUGCGUGUGUGUGUGUGAUAUCGCUAGCGCUCCGAAAGGGAAAAGUGUGAAGCAGACCGAAGAGCCAGCAAUAGUGAAUUUAUUCUCUUUCUUCAUCCAUUCGUGGUAGCCAUCAUCGUUGUCGUCGUCGUUGUCGUUUUGUCCCAUCGUGGUCGCGAUUUCGUUUCCUAACAAUUCGGUUCUCAAUCAGAUUCUGAAAUUGCGGAAAUCAAAUUCCGUCGUGGUAAUAAUUGUGUGCAAAAAAGUUACGGCAAAUACCCGUCUAGAAACCGAGUGCUCCGACUUUUUCCUAGCCAUCCCCAUCAGUGGAACGGGAGAAGAUCGGGGCGGUUUAAAGCUGGCGGUUCUGCAAUUAAAAAGUAGCUGGUGAAAGGAAAUCCCCACGGCCAACCUCCCCUCCAGCAAGCCUCCCUCGAGAGAAGGAGGAAUAGUGUUCGACGUAAACUGUAUUGGUAUCGGAAAUUACCUGUACCUGGUCAAUCUCUGGUACGAAAUCCAGAAGCCUAAAGCAAGGAUCUAAUCCUGUGUGCCGAGUUCUGCUGCUAAUAAUCAAUUUGGAAAAGUUGGUCUAACGGUUGCUGCGGCUGAACAGGCAGCUCGUCCCGGGGAACAGCACAGUUAGUAGGCCUUUGCCAGGUUCGUUCCGUACUGGCCGGUGUCCGUGCAAGGAUGGGUGACGCAAUCAACUUUGGGCCUGCCUGGUUACGCAAGGUAUCGUCCGAUAGUAAUCCCAAUAGUAACCAUCACAGUACGAACAGUAGCAGCAGCAGCAGCAGUCACCACAGCAGCCAUACGAUGCUGAACAACAAUAGCAGCAGCAGCGGCAGCACUGUCGUCAACAAUGCUGGUGGUGGCGGCGGAGUCGGAUUGCAUCAUCAGCAUCAUCCGCAUCAUCAUUCGCAGUCGCCGUCGUCGUCGCACUCUUCGUCGCAUCACUCGCAGCAUAGUCUGCCGCAGGGUGGCGGCAGCACUAUUGGGAGUGGUAGCGUCGGCGGCGGCGGCAACGGUACUGGUGGUAGCGGGCUAUCCAAUAGCUCGUUUGGCGGUGGUUCCGGUGGAGGCAGCGCACUUGUUAACAAUGGUGGGAACGGGUCGGGAGCUGCUGCCACCGCUACCGCUAUCCGGUAUCCGUUGGCCGAGUUUCGCUACGGACGCGAAGAAAUGUUGGCCCUGUUCGACGGGAGAACGAUUAAAACUCCGGAAAUAUUGGUGCAAUUCAAGCGUUUGUUCGUGGAUAAACCGCAACCACCGCUCGCGCUGACACCCUGUCCAGAGGAAGAAUUAAUCGUCGAACCGGAAUCGCGGCGUCCUUGGCCUUCGAGAAGUGUUUCGCUUGGUAUUCCUGGUCGUGGCGCACGUGGUGGAUCGGUCGAUCGUGGACGUGGCCGCGGACGGGGUCUGUACACCAGCUAUCAACGGUCGUCCUCUUUCUACGAAGAUGAAUCCAGGGGCGUAGGAAGAGGUGAACGACCGUGGCUGGAACGUAAUGGAACCGGCGGGAUCGGCGGCGAUACUGAGUGGAACAAUUCGUCAUCCAGCCCUCGGAAGGAGUAUGGAACGCGAGUGGUGCGCACUAGCGGUGGUAUGGAGAGCUGGCGUCGUUCCCGCACCGAUGAGGAAAGCGCCGGUAUCACCAGUAACGGAGUGGGCGAUUGGCGAUCCGGUGGUGGCGCUCCAGGCAGUAUUACGGGCCUCGUGCGCGAGAAGUGGACUAGAUCUACCAGCUGGCGCGACGAAGACAGCUCCUCCCAUCAUGGGCUCGAGCGUGGACUGAAUAGUAGCGGUGGAAGUGACAGAAUAAUCCCACCCUAUAAAUCACGCCUUUCGUCAGGCGGUGGUCUUGGUAGCGGCGGCGGUAUUGGGGAUUUAAAUUCUGGCCACCCGAUGGGUCCGGGAGGUAUACGUCGACCGAACUGGGAUACGGAUGAGCUGCCCGAGUGGGCAACGGAGAAUCCGUCAGACUUCGGAGGCAGCUUUGACGCGACCGGCGCAUUUCAUGAUUCCGAUAAUGAUGGUGAGAACGGCGGCGGCGGCGGCGGUAAUGCUGGUGGUACGGCUACUAGCCGGUAUGGUGGGAACGCUACUAGUGACGCAAACGGCAACAAGACACACAAUCAUGUAAAGGAUGAUAAUCGAUCGAAGGACGUUCGACGCCGAGCGGAAGAGGAAGAACCCGUAGAGCAGGAUGGCGAAUCACGCCGGGACGGAACGGAAGAUACGUCGGGUAAAAAUAGAAGCGAUGGUUCCACUACGGCAGCAAUUGCUAAAGGUAGAGAGACGAGAAAAGUCAUGAAUCAUGUUGGCGGUGGUGGCCGAAUCGAAGAAGUGUCAUUAGCUGAUAGAAAACAAGGUGAAGAUGACGAAGAGAACCUACAAUCGGUCGCCAAUGAUGCGCAGCAAAAGCAAUCACGAAGCAAACGACAAGUGGGUAAAGACGGAAACCAUCAGGUAUUGGAGUCGUCUCCCGAAUCGGUUGCUUUGAGCGAAAGCUCGGGAAUUGUUCAAUCGAAUUCGGCGAAAGGAAUAUCUUCCUCGCGCGAAUCUAUUGAAUCUUCCGUUUCAUCAACUAUCAGCGGUACGGCAUCUGCGGCGCUGCUGGAUGGUGAUGUUCGACAGAAUUCCCCUUCUUGGCAGGCGAAGACUAACGACGUCUCAGGCACGAAAAACGCUACGGAGCAGCCGACAACAGCAGGAGAACGUGAUAAAGGGAAUGAUAUCGACCACAACAACGAUGGUCAAAACCAUCACGCCCAACAGCAACAGCUGCCGCCGCAGCACGAGAAACGGGUUGAGCCGAAAAAAUCACCAUCCAGCACAAGUGUCGAUCGAAUGCAGGAAGUGGCAGACGAUAUGGUUGCUCAACUGAUCAUGGAUGAUGAAUUUCUGGCGACUGACGGUGAUCCAUCGGUGAUCUCUUCCAUUGCUGCCAGCUCCGCUGGAUUAGCCGGCGCGGGAAGUAGCCUCGGAAAGUCGCCUGUCUUUGGUAUGUCCGCAGCGGGUGGAUCCGGUACAAACGCUACAAUGGCAUCCGGUAACAUGGCGUUAAACAUGCUCCCACCGCUCAAAGGGCUGCAGCCAAUGCAACAACUUUUCGGGAAUGGGAAUCUUUCACGCGUCAAUCCAUUGCUGCUGUCCGAUCCGGUGGCUGCCAACCGGGCCGCGAUGGCAGCUGCUGCUGCGGCAGCUGCCGGCGUCAAUCCUAUGGCACAGUUGCAUCACUUAAUGGGACCACCAGCUCCACCGCGCGGCUCGGACAUCUGGUACUAUUGUGAUCCACAGGGUAAAGUGCAGGGACCGUUCCAAGCGGCGGAAAUGACGGAAUGGUACCGGGCCGGUUACUUCGACGAGUCGCUAUCGGUGCGGCGCGAAUGCGACGAGGUGUAUAAUACGCUCGGCACACUGGUUGCGCUUUGCGGCGGUAUACCGUUUUUGAACUCGGCGGUUAUACAACCGUUCAAAGCAUCUACUGGCGCAAACGCAGCAAAACAUUCGCCGCAGCAACAACAGACACAACCCAACGCGGUGUCCCAGGGUCAGCCGAAGCCAGUUGCUUCUGGUGCCAAUGGAAACAACGUAAUGCCUUCACCGAAUCAACAGCAAUCGGCCAGUCAAGGGCCUGGACAGCAGCAACAGCAGCAACAGGUGCCAUUGCAUCCCGGUAGUUCUGGUGGAUCCGGACCAAACAGUGGACCCAACGUGCCCGGCCUACAUUUACUGCGUCAGCAAAAUAUCGUAUUGCAGAAGCUUCAAAGCUCGGAAGGCUGGAAUUUACUAUCGCCAGAACAGCAAAACAUGAUCAUCACGCAGCAAAUGAAUCAAUUGAUGAACACCGACCCUACACGCAUGAUAUCUCCUUCCUCAUCUUUACCUGGGGGAAACGCCGGUAAUACUACCGGAACAAAUCAACACCAUCAGCAGCAACAACAGGGAGGUACUGGCAUUUUUAGUGCUGGCGCUGCUGGAGGAGCAGCCGGCAUAAUGCCGUCUGGUCAGGAUACGCUCGUAAAUUUGAAGCUGCGAGAAAUGCAACAGCAAGGGCAACCGCUACAACCGCCUCAACCGCAGCAACAACCGCCGGCACACGUUAUGAUGGAACAGCUGCAAAAAUCGGUACCGGGCAGUCAUAGCAAUAGCGCGUUCUUGAAAUUGCACCUACCCGAAUUCAAUCAGUCAACUCAAGGCAGCGGAGUGAGACCAAUGCUGGGUAACAUGAACGUUGAUCCGAGCGCUGUGGCAGCUGUUGCAGCGGGGCACGACCCACUGGGCCAGUUGAUACAUGGCAUAGGGUUUAAUCACCAAGCAGCGGGACAAAAUAUUGGACCACUCGGACCAAACAAUCUUUUGCUGAACCGCGGUGGACUGUUAGGAUCCGGGGGUGGUGGCCCGACUGUACAGCAACCACAACCGCCAAACCAAUCACAUCAGCCGCAACCGCAUCCGACCACGGGAAAACCGGGUGGAGAUGAUCCUUUACAGUCGUUGUUCAUGCAGUUAUCAUUGCAUAAAAAUCAGCAAUCCACGCAACAAAUUCCGAAUCAUCAGCCACCGUCAAAAUCGACGGGUGAAAUGAUGGGCGCACCAGCGGGCUGGUUACAAUCGGGUGCCGGACAGGCACAGGCGGCCGCAAAUGCUGGCACUGGACUAUCUGGAUUAGUGCCGCGAGGUCCAAUGGUUGGAGCGGCGUCUAGUUGGGGUGAUCUGCCACCACCCACUAGUGCCUCAUUUGCGUCGAUCAUGCAGCAACAGCAGCAACAGCAACCUCAUCUGGCACUCGCUGGUCAUCAUCCACUGCUGUUGGGUGGUAGUGGUCCAUCCAAUGAACCACAAGCACCAUCAGUAGUUUCACUCUUCAAGCAUCAUCAGCAGGCAGAAAAGCAACAGCAAAUGGAGAAAGAACAGCAGCAGCAACAGCUUUUGCAACAGCAACAACAGCAACAACUGCAACAGAUGCACCAAGAAAACGUACUUGCGCAACAAAAACAGCAUCAUCUGCAACAAUCGCAGCAUUUGCAAGAAAAUCAGCAGCAUCCACAUAUACAGCAGCAACUGCAACAGCAUCAAAUGCAACAAUUACAGCAACAUCAAGAACAACAACUGCAGCUACAACAACCACAACAGCAGCAGCAGCAGCAACAACAACAACAGUUGCAGCAACAACAACAACAGUUGCAGCAACAACAACUGCAACAGCAGCAAUUGCAGCAGCAGCAGCAGCAACAACAGCAGAUUCAGCAAAAGCAAGUAAAAGAGAAUCAAAAAAAGGAGAGCACUGCCAUAGAAUUGCCACAGCAACAGUCCGGCAAUACUAAGAAACAAAGUAAUAAACAGCAGCAGCAGGUAAACAAUCAUGCUGAAGCAGAGGAAAAAACUGGCACGAGUGUGUCGAUGCAGCAGAAUCAAAAAACGAAAAAGCAACAAAAGAACAAUCAUGUUGUAGCGGGUGGCAACAGCAAUGGUCAAGUUACGAUAACCAGCGAGGAGGAAAGCGAGUUUAUUAUCGUUAAAAAAGAGAUGGAGGAAAAGAAGCGCCAGAAGGAGCUGAAAAAGCAGCAGCAGGAAGAGCAAAAGCGGAAGCUAGCGGAGGAGAAAAAACUGCUGGAGGAACUGGAGGCCCAGAAGCGGGCAAAGCUGCUCGAGUCUCAGCGCCGUGAGGCGAUGAAAAUUCAAGAGCAGCAGCAGCAGCAGCAGCAACAACAACGCUCCGUCCCGAAAGCUGUGCCGGCACCAUGGUCCGGAGCGAUGGCAGAGAUUGCCAACAGCAAGCUAAGCUUGACUGAGAUCCAAAAAACCGAACGUGCGCUCUUGGCUCGCCGUGAGCACAGCAUGCGGGAGCAACAGGAGCAGCAGCAAAUGCUUGAGAUGCAGUCGCAGUUGCUCGACGGUAGACUGAAGUGGAAUGCCCAAAAUCUGUUGCCGGCCAAGGUGAAACCAUUGGCGGAGAUACAAGCGGAGGAGGCGGCCGCGGCCGAACGGGCUCGUGAGAAAAACGCGAAUGCGUCCGGUUUGACGGUGGCUGCUAUUGCAGCACAAGGUAGUGUAAAGGGUGCCAAGAAGGAGGAUAAUUUGGCCAGCCUGCUGAGUGGUGCCGGUGCUGCUGGUACGGGCUCAGCUGUGUGGCAGGUUCGUGGCGGCAGUAGCAUGCUGUACUUCAAUUCAACUAAAGCCUGGACUGGUGACGGUGCCGGUGAAACGAGCAACCUCCUGGGCGGAGCAUCAGGUGGAAGCUCUGCCGGGCUUAGCAAUAACGUGAGCUCCGGUGGCUUCUGGGAGGAACCUACGCAGCCCAGCGUUGUAACUGCUGCUUCAAUUGUCGCUGCCGCUGGUAAGGCUAGUGGAAACAAUGCCCGCAAGCAGCCAUCCAAUACUGGUGUGACCGCAACUGGUGGUGGGGCGGCUGCCGGCAAGCAACAGCAACAGCUUUUGAGCAAAAGUAAAACAAUGGGCAGCAUUACCACGAGCUCCUCGUCGACUGUGACCGCUGCCAAGCAACAGAAACAACAGCAGCAGGGCGCUACGAAAGGAAGUAGUUCAUCGAACACCGGUAAGUCCGUUGGCGGUGGUAAGAAUGGCAAUGUGACUGGCGGUACUAAUGACCGAAAGGACGAUAGGAAGCAUCCGAACGAGCCGACUAAUGAGUUUACCGAUUGGUGUACUCGCGCCCUGAGUUCAUUAAACAGCAACGUUGACAUUCCAACAUUCGUCGGAUUUCUACAGGACAUCGAAUCACCGUUCGAGGUGAAGGAUUACAUCCGUUUAUACUUAGGAGAGAAUAAAGAGUGUUCGGAAUUUGCCAAGCAGUUCCUGGAAAGACGCUCGAAGUACAAAAAUCAGCAGCGCCAAAAGAAUGCCCACAUCGACGAUAUGUGCAAACCGGCACCAGCUAUAAACCCAUCGUCUAAUGAUUUCCAAGAAACCAAGGGUAAGAAUAAGAAAGUUAAAAAGAAUAAAAUGAUGAAACUCGAUAGCCGGAUUUUGGGCUUCUCCGUAACGGCUGCGCCGGAUCGACUGAAUGUUGGCGAACGAGACUAUGGCGAUAAUGUUUAAAUGAUCGAUGCAGAUUGAUCGAGAGCGAGAAAGAGAGAGAGGGAGAUUAAGAAGAUCAGGAACAUCAACUAUACAUGCGUUUGUUUACGUACGUGUGUGAUUAAACGCGAUCUGAUGUGGUGAUGUGCAUAAAAACAAACGCUAUACCAAACACAAUAGAGAGUGUGUAGCAAUAACGAUCUUUCCCAAAAGCAGAUGUGAGCAGGUUUUUUACCCCCCAGUUUUCGAUUGGUUUCCCUUUAUAUCUACGCCUUGGAAAACAGUCUGCUUCUUUGGUUGAAUAAAUCGAGCAAAAGCACUCAUGGAUCGUUCGGAAUAUGCAUACUACUAGUGCAUGUAUCAGGGAUAGAUAUGCAGGUGAAAUUAUUUCGCACCUUUCGAAGCUAAAUGUUUACUGUUUACUAAAGUUCGUUUUUGUUGUGUAUCAUGUCGUAUAAGUAACUUAUAAUGCGUACAAUACUGCAUGUACACUAAACAAAAUCGAAUUACUCAGACUGAAUACGCAUUAUCGAUGGAUCCGGUGAAAUAACCGAAACGGCAAUGCACGAUUUAAAAUAUUAUCCAUUCUGGGCUAAAGUCUUCAUUAGACCGUCUUUCUCUCGCACGCGAGUCUGAUUGUUUAGGAAUGGAGAAAAAAAGUAUGUUACCGAUCGAUCUAUGCGUUCUUUUGUCCAAAGUCAUCACUUGCGUAAAUCAUAACAAAGCAAGACUGCACGAGCUUUGCCUUGUUACGAUUUACGAUAUUCCCAUGAUAAAACUUUGUGCAUACAAUGCUUUUUCCAUAUAGAAUUGAGAUGUUUUUGAUUUAGGAAUUCAAUCGAACUAUCGGUUCCGCUCAUACGAUCGUAAUGCAAACAAUCGGGAUCGACGAAUCGGCAGCUUUUUUUCGUCUAAUGCAAUGUGUUAUUAAAGCAACACAUUUGUUUACAAAUUUGAACAGUUUCGUCUUGCUAAAAUUGUCGACCCUACACGACUUUGGUUUUAUAUUUUGGAUAGUUUCAGUAAGAUUUAUGCAACAGAUAAACUUAUAUAUUCGAGUGUUUGUUUUGCGAUGCAUUUCUACAGCUUCAAACCAGGCUGCCCUAUGUAACGACUGCAUGGAGAAACCGUUUUCCAUCAUGCGGUGUUGUUAAACAUAAAUUAAAACUUGUUAUUAUGAACGGUAUGACACGUGCUGCAGGAUACAGCGAAACAAUCCAAUUUAUAAAAUGGCUACACAUGUGUUGCUGCAAAACGUUGCGUUCUAGUGAGUUGAUUAUUUUAGUGCGCCUUGUAAAGGACAUCUUUAUCGUUGAAAAUGACUGCUAAUCGAAAUCAAACUUACAAGAUAUGUUUCAAAGUGCAUACCCAUACACACUGCCACGUCUCUGCAUAUGUUUAAAUUACGUAUCGUCAUUAGUCUCGUUCAUGUAAACAGACUCGCCAACGGAUACUUAUAGAGAUGGGCAGAUAAGAAGCGAAAGUGCAAGGAUGAUUGCGUAUUAAGGAGAAAACACAAAUAUAGUGCUUCCAUCGCAAGCGCGAGCUGUUGGGACACGCAAGCUGAUUUGAGUAACGGGGUAUUCAUGUAACCCACCCAGGCAGAGCAUGAUGGAAUAAUAUAGAUUUGCAACUAUGUUGACCGAAGGAAAUGAAUGGAAGGGAAACGAUUCAUGCUUGUAGAUUUACAUCUAAUGUUAUGAAGUGAAAUAAACGAAAGAAAGCAGCUAGUACACAGGUGAUAAAUAGUUUUGGAAUAUCCUAUAGCGACUGAACUCUACUACACAACACAUACAGUGAAGGCAAAAAAGUGUCUGGAGCGCGAUGCUUCCUUUUGUUUUGUUUUUCCUUUUAUCGUUUUAAGUUCGAUACAUGUUGCUUUCGUGAUUCAUGGUUCAAUACUCAUAGGGUUGUUUGUUUUCGCAUAUCGAGCAAAUGAAAAAAACACCUAAUUCUCGUGGGUAAGACUACAGUUGGUGUUAUUCUCCUUAUUACUCUAUCAUCUGCGCUUGGUAGGUGGUGACUUUUUGAGAGAGUGGGGCAAAGUUUUUAAAACCUCAACAUGAAGCAUCAUCUGGCUGCUGCACUGCUGCGAGGUUGAAGUAGUGUAGGUUUUUAUGUUUGUUUAAUUUCUUUAUUUGUAUGUACAUUUCUUGCUAUGAAAUAAAGAUCAUGUAAGGAACAAUA
Anopheles funestus (African malaria mosquito) is the source of this 10140-nucleotide messenger RNA. It is a transcript of the gene Gyf, whose product is annotated as GIGYF family protein Gyf. The coding region runs from base 1600 to 7974 and encodes 2124 amino acids. The transcript is spliced from 8 exons. Gene Ontology annotation, molecular function: protein binding. The record is from RefSeq and is a predicted model, not a curated record. Lineage: Eukaryota; Metazoa; Arthropoda; Insecta; Diptera; Culicidae.